Lolium rigidum is the source of this 1383-nucleotide messenger RNA. RefSeq names its product type I inositol polyphosphate 5-phosphatase 8-like. Gene Ontology annotation, biological process: phosphatidylinositol dephosphorylation. Bases 1 to 1383 code for a protein of 460 amino acids. The record is from RefSeq and is a predicted model, not a curated record. Lineage: Eukaryota; Viridiplantae; Streptophyta; Magnoliopsida; Poales; Poaceae. Gene Ontology annotation, molecular function: inositol-polyphosphate 5-phosphatase activity; phosphatidylinositol-3,4,5-trisphosphate 5-phosphatase activity; phosphatidylinositol-4,5-bisphosphate 5-phosphatase activity. The transcript has 10 exons.
AUGAGGACAGACAAUGCAAGAAUCCCAAAGUCGUCGUCGUGGCCGAGGAGGACGAAGACGGUGGUGCAGAGAUGGUUCAACCUCAAGACAACCUCGGCGGAAUCGUUCCAUUCAGACUGCACUAAUGGGAGCUCCGGUCAAGAACAGCAGAAGCAGAUGCAGAGGAGGAAGAGCUGCUCAGACAGAGACGGCAGCCGUGUCACGAGGAGAGAUUUGUCAGGUGGGUGGUUGGUGGAGAGCUGUGAGAAUCUGAGGCCUCCUCCACGGUAUGGAUCGAGCUCUUCGUGGCAGCCUCCCAAGGAACUUCGGGUGCAGGUGGGGACGUGGAACGUGGGCGGCAGAGCACCGCACCAAGAGCUUGACCUCUCCGAUUGGCUCCUCAACCAACAUGCCCCUUCUUCCUCUCCUCACAUCUACGUUCUUGGCUUCCAAGAAAUAGUGCCACUCAAUGCCGGGAAUGUUCUCGGGGCGGAGGACAAGGGGCCCGCCUCCAAGUGGCUCGACCUCAUUGGCCAAGCAUUGAAUCCCUCCUCAUCGGAAAGAAGCCAUAGUUUACAUCACAAUUACCGGUGCACCAUCACUGAGGAAGAUGCAAAACCCAAGAGCGUCCAGAAGGCCAAGGUGAGCUUCUCAGAUGUGUCGGCAGUGGAUGACAUGGUAUCAGAGCCCGAGGAGGAGGAAAGCGAGCCUUCCACCUCAAACCCGGAGUCGAGCAGCGAGGAGGAGAUGAGCGAGUUCGCAACAAUGUUGCGCGAGAGGACCAGUCGAGGGUACCACCUUGCUGCCAGCAAGCAGAUGGUGGGCAUAUUCCUCUGCGUGUGGGUCCGGGCCGAUCUCAUGCCACGUGUCACCGGCCUGAGGGUUUCAUGUAUUGGGAGGGGCAUCAUGGGCUACAUGGGAAACAAGGGGUCCAUCUCGAUCAGCCUGACGCUACAAGGGAGCACGACUGCGGCUUCGGCGAGCCUGUGCUUCGUGUGCACACACCUGGCGUCCGGCGAGAAGGACGGCGACGAGGUGCGGCGGAACUGCGACGUCGCCGAGAUCCUCAAGCGGACUAGGUUCCCGCGCCCCCACCGGUUCUCCAGGUCGAUACCGGCGCUGUCGCCGGAGACCAUCUUGGAUCACGACAAGGUGAUAUGGCUGGGCGACCUGAACUACCGGCUGUCGUCGACGGGCGGCGGGGUGGGAGGAAGGCGAGAUCCGGUUCCCGCCGACGUACAAGUACCUGGCCGAGUCCGACACCUACGCCAUGGCCACCCUGAGCUCCUCCGGCAAGUCGUCGCGAGACAAGAAGCGCACGCCGGCAUGGUGCGACCGCAUCCUGUGGCGCGGCGAGGGGGUGGAUCAGGUGUGGUACGAGCGCGGCGAGUCGCGCUUCUCUGA